Molecule: messenger RNA, 4861 nt
Organism: Plodia interpunctella (Indianmeal moth)
Lineage: Eukaryota; Metazoa; Arthropoda; Insecta; Lepidoptera; Pyralidae
Gene: milt
Product: milton
Exons: 15
Coding region: 910-3090 (726 amino acids)
Biological process (GO): vesicle transport along microtubule; mitochondrion distribution; protein targeting
Cellular component (GO): mitochondrion; cytoplasmic vesicle
Molecular function (GO): myosin binding
Source: RefSeq, a predicted model, not a curated record
GCGCGGCCAGUGCCGGUCGCGCCGGUAGCCACGCGGCACGCGUGCUCCCCUCGCGGAUCGAUACCACGCCUCGUCUGCGGCUCUGUGCCGCACGCAUCGCGACUCGCGCACCCACUGCCACCCGAGUCCGUGCUAAACAUAGCUGAGGUGCACCGCUGCACCGCCUCAUAUAACAUAGUUCGUGUCGCACGUGCCCCCGUCGGUGCCAACAAUCCGAUCGUUCACACCAUCACCAAUUUUAAUUAAAUUGAUUAGUGAUUCAUCUUACGUAAGAUCACCAACAUAUUACGCGUGUCUGAGUGAUUUGUUGCAUUACUAGUGCAUAAUUUAGCACCGAAUAGGAUUGGAUGAGAAGUCUGUCUGGUAUCGAUUGAGGGUGGUCCGGGAGACGAAUUUGCGUCGCCGCCGCGUCGCGGCGCCGCUUCACGCAACAGCUGUGAGAGAUCUGUUAUCUUGACCGUGUUACGUCAAAUUAAAUAUUGAUGCUGCUUAAGUGUAAAAUGAUUCCUCGGUUCAGUUCACGAAUAGUCUUCUGUAGGAGAUCAUUAAGAAAUUCGAAUUGAUUUAUUAUUAGUGAAAAAUUGAGUCGUGAAUUUUUAAACGAAGGGGUGAAAUCGUACGUGAAGGGGGCAGAGCCGAUGGUCGCGGCUCAGGCGCGUCACGGAGGAGGGCUGUUCAGGCGCGGGCGCGGGGUGCGCGGGCAGCUCGCGCGCCUCGCCGCCGCUUGGCUUCGAUCGCGAACUCUUUCGCGAAUUAAGCUUUCUUCCCGACGCGGAACUGCAGGAGUGCCUCGGCGAAUACCCUGACUUCCUGUACCACCUCGCUCGGGACAGAUUCGGCAGGCUCUACUUUCGCGUCAUCCGGACAUUGCUCCUGGAUAGAGUUCUAUGCAGCAACAGGGUGAGCCAAAUGACAAAAACCUACAAUGACAUCGAAGCGGUAACAAGGCUCUUGGAAGAGAAAGAGAAGGAUUUGGAGUUGACUGCACGAAUUGGCAAAGAGUUGUUGACGGCCAAUGGUCGACUGGAAGCUCGUGUCACAGCGCUCGAAGGGGAACUGCGCAGCGCCCGCGACCACAUCACCCAGUUGAGGCACGACCUCAACGCAAAGACAGAUCUCUUGCAGGUGUUGACAAAUGACACUGAAGAGGGCACAUCCCCGACGGAGCAAGAGUCGCCAACCGCGGCGGCGCUGCGCAAGCGCACCGGCGCGCUGGAGCGCGAGAACCGAGCGUUGCGAGAGGAGGCCGCGCGGCUCGCCGCCGGCGCCGAUAGUGCUGAGCUGGCCGAGCAGCAGCUGCUGCGUGACAUCGCACAACAACUUGCGAGUGCUAAUUCCGAGGCUAAUAUUUUGGGAGAUGAACUGUCGGAGGAGAGACAACGAAGUGCAGAUCUUCAGCACCAACUCAACAGCGCCAACUCGAGGCUCACGGUCACAGAGCGAAACUUCCAGCAGCUAACCGCCGAGCACGAACAUACGAUACGGAUCUUAGAGAUAACUAGAGAAAACCAAAAUGCGCUUGCGGCCGAGUUGGCAGACACAAAGGAGCGAUAUGCGGAAGUGGCGGCACACUUGGCCGAGGCGCAGGAGCAGCUUCGCCAGCUGCGCAAGCGCGGCGAGCCCGGAGCCAACGUGCGCGGGCUCAUGCCCAGCGUGGCGGCGGCCGCGGGGCUGCUGCCCGCCAGCCUGCACCGGGAAAUGCACUCCUCCGUGUUCUCCGAGCUCAGCCUCGACUCCGGCAUCGGCGACCCGCUGGCUCAGUCAAGUAUGCAGAAAGUGUUUGAAACGGUGCAGUGCGCGUCACGAUGGUCGGGCGCGUCGCUAACUGGCUCGGACACCGUGGACGUGCCAUCCGGCGGCGCAUAUCUCAAGCCUCCUCGCAAACCGGCCAGUGAUUCCUUCCUAGACGAUGUCUCAGAUACAGACUCUGAUGACCUGUAUCCUGGUGGGUGCGGCGUGGGAGUGCCGGGGGCGCCGGGCGCGGCGGAGCUGGCGGCCGCGCUGCGUCGCCUCACGCCGCAGGAGAUCAACUCACGGCGCGCCUCGCUCGCCGCCUCGCAUGUGCUGCGACAUCGCCGGUACACCGAUCGCGACGCGAGCGAGGAGAGCGCGGUGUGGGGCGCGGGCGCGGCGGGUGGGUUGGCGCGGCUGCGGGCGCCGCACAAGCUGCAGAUCGUGAAGCCGCUCGAGGGCUCCCUCACACUGCACACCUGGGCGCAGCUGGCUAAGCCCACCAUGUCAGGCCUCCUAGAUCAGCAAGAGGGCGUGGGCGUGCGCGGGGCGCGGAGUGCGGCGGGGGGCGCGCGCGUGUAUCGGCUGUCGGACGUGGAGGAGGACGACGACAUGCCGCGGAUGCCGCACUCCAGCCACAUCUAUACUUAUACUAAUAGCACGGUCCUCCACCCGAACGACGGCAGCCUGUCGAGCACGACGGUGAGCAGCGUGUGCAGCAGCGGGCUGAGCAGCCUCGCUUCCAGCGUGCUGGGCACGGCGUGGAGCUCGCGCCGGACCUCGCGCCGCUCGUCCGCCGCCGUGUCGCCCGUGCUGUCGCGUCGCGACUCCUUCUGCACGCCCCCCUCCCGACCGCACUUCACCCCCACCGCCACCCCCGCCAACAGUCCCUUGUUAGGUUCCCCGGAGCCGUCGCCGCCGGGCACGCCGCGCGCGGGCGAGACGCCGUCGCUGCACGCGCUGAUCGCGAGCGGCACUUCCAUACUGCGGCGCCGCUACCUCGCCUCGCCCGCCGCCGACGGCGCCGCCGCGCCCAUCGCUCUGCAGACGCCCGGCUCGCUCUACACAGGUCUGAUGCACCGCAGCCCCAUGGAGCAGCUGACGUGCCUGAAGCGCACACUGCGGUCGCCGGCGGCGGCCGAGCGCGACGCGGAGCCCCCGCUGGGGGUGCCCGCGCAGCCCGGCCAGGGCGCCCUGGACGCCCCCGCGGCCGGACGCCGCCCCCGCGCGCGCGCCCCGCGCCCCCGCGCCGACCUCGGCACUGUGGAGCCGGGCGCCCCGCCCCCCGCCGCCCCGACGCACUCCUCUCCCCUCGGAACGCUCAGCCUUCUUUUCGGACGGAAAGGCGGCCUCCUCUAAGGAAACCUCGUCAAGCGAGGAUCUCCUCGAGCGGUUUAUUGUAAUGUCGAUUAGCGCGGGGCGCUAUGUUCCUUUCGCUCCCUGUGAUUCGGUGGCGGACGCCACUCCUUGAGAUAUUUUUUUUCGGUGACCGAUGAGCGUCUGCUGAGUGAUUUUUUACGUUUUGAUUGCGAUUAAUCGAUUUUAUUGUCUUUUGACUUGUAUUUUUUGUAGAUUUUUUUUUUGUAGAGAAUUGCCAUGUGCAUUUAUGUGACUGACCGCGGGAUAGAACCAUCUGUAGCGAUCGCUAUAUUAGCGUGUCCUUUUACUAAAGGAAUAUAGCCCGGCUCACUGCAGGCAUUUUCUUUUCUCUGUUAACAUUCCUUUUGAAGAGCUCAAUUUUUCCUUAUCGCUCGUGCAUGUACAGAGAACCGUCAAGAGGACCAAACGUGCACUGUAUAAAUUGUGAUUAUAACUUACAUUAUAUUGUAAUCGAAAAGAGUCACAAUAUCUCAACUCUGAAAUCUGAAUUUUAUGUGUAUUUUUUUUAUGAUUGCAAAUGUCCCGUCGUUGAACAGUCUGUAGUAUUAUUUUUAAGGGUUGUAAUAUUUUAUUUAUAGGUAGAUCAAAAGUGAGACUUAACACUUUCAUAGUUAUGUAGCCUGCUUUGAAGAUUAAUAAUUUACAAUGAAAGGUCAUCGCAAUAAAUGUCACGCUUCUUAUUAUAUAGCGAUGAUGUAAAUCGUGUAUCAUUGUAAAUAUCAGUAAAUGUUCCAUUAAUUUAGAAGAGUACAAAUUAUUUAUGUAAUCAUUAAAUAUCCUGUAACGAAUAGUAGUAAACAUGGUCACUGAGAAUUAAUUUAAUAUUUGAAUAGUGAAUUGUCCGACAUUGGCUAUUUGUAUAAUUUAUACUGAUGACGUUUUCAAUUAUAUGAUGUAAAUAUAAUCUGCGAUGAGAGAUCUCGUCCAAGAAUUGUUUUUGGUAAAAUUUGUUACUAAUUUUAGGUCUGAUAAAAAUAAUACUGGUGCAUGCCGUAGCAUAAGUAGUAAUGAACGAUUGAAGUGAAAUUAAAUCGAAAUAUCGAUUUUUAUUGAAAUAAAGUUCGGUCGCAACUGUCUCCCAUAUACCUGAACAUCAUAGUUUAAUUCCAACGUUAGGUUAUUCAAAUUGGUGCUAGAUAGUUGUUAUGCCAGUGAAGUUAAGGUCAGCGAUAAACGGCGGAUAUUGUAUUAAUAUAGUGUGUUAGAUUGAGGGCUCCUCCAACCGUGCAUCUAUUAAAAUUUAAUUAUUUUAAAAUGCUGAUUGGUCAAUAAUAGACAAUGUUAUAUGAAACGAUAUGUUUCUAGUGCUUUACAAAUUUUACAAGGAAAUUCAAGUAUAAACUGUAGUAAAAUGAAAAUUGGAAUAUCUGUCGUUUGCAACUGGCCUCGUUACUAUGAUUGAGUUAUAAUUGAAUGCAUACUAAAUAUACUAGUUUUUGAUCUUAUAGUAAAGUGCUUAAUAACAAUAAUAGUCAUAUUUUAGUACGAUAUUAAUUAUUUCCUAUGUCCCGUUUUCGAACGGAGAUUUUUGCUGCUUCUAGAUGAAAUUAAAUUUUAGUUUUGCCAUGUGGAGAGAAAUUAUUUUGGUUAUUGCUAGGCUGUGAGGUGAUGUUGCAUGAUAAGGUUGCCAGAUGUUAAAAUCUACUUAUGGUCAGGUAGGCACAAUCUGUAUAGAAUAAGGGCAACUUGUUGAGAUUUGACGACAAAAUGGUAAUGAUUGUAAAUCAAAAUAUAAUUUAUUCAAUCAUGA